This is a messenger RNA of Spirodela intermedia, 606 nucleotides long. The record is from the annotation of a GenBank genome assembly. Lineage: Eukaryota; Viridiplantae; Streptophyta; Magnoliopsida; Alismatales; Araceae.
AUGGCAGCUUUUGCAACGGCGAGGGCCCCCCUCUCCUUCCACCUCCAGUCUCUCUCCCCUCCCCAGACGAAGACCACCGGCAAGAACCCCUUCCUCCCCACCAGACAAACCUCCUCCACCCUCCGCCUCCUUCCCCUCUUCCGCCGCCCCUCUCUCGGGGUCUCCAAGGAAGACAAGCCCCUCUCCGAGCAGGACCCUCCCACCGCCCUGUCUCAGCCCGAGGGCCCCGGAGAGGAGACGGAAGAAGAGCUCGGAGAGGGAAGAAUCGACCGGCGGCGGGAGGAGGAGAAGUUCGUCGUGCUGAACACGGGGAUCUACGAGUGCAGGUCCUGCGGGUACUUGUACGACCAGGCGGCAGGGGACCCCUCGUAUCCGAUCCCCCCGGGGCUGGGCUUUGAGAAGCUGCCGGAGGACUGGCGGUGCCCGACCUGCGGGGCGGCCAAGUCCUUCUUCGACAGCAAGAGCGUGGAGAUCGCCGGGUUUGCGCAGAACCAGCAGUUUGGCCUCGGAGGGAACUCUCUCACCUCGGGCCAGAAGGGCUCUCUCAUCUACGGCACCCUCGCCUUCUUCUUCAUCCUCUUCCUCCUGGGUUACUUCCUGCAAUGA